This is a messenger RNA of Jaculus jaculus (lesser Egyptian jerboa), 1749 nucleotides long. It is a transcript of the gene C2H19orf38, whose product is annotated as chromosome 2 C19orf38 homolog. The record is from RefSeq and is a predicted model, not a curated record. The transcript has 8 exons. Bases 435 to 1121 code for a protein of 228 amino acids. Lineage: Eukaryota; Metazoa; Chordata; Mammalia; Rodentia; Dipodidae.
GCUGCUUCGCGGGCUGGGACCCUCUCACCUGGUACUCAGUCUCAAGACUCGCGUUGGCGGGCGCGGACUGGUAGAAGCACUGCUUCUUCCCGGCCGGUAACAGGAAUGUAAACUCGCCGUCCUGGAUGGGCGGAGGUCCCGCCUCUCCCACCCGCGCCUCCGGCAGUAGCAGCCACAGGGCCAAGGCAAGGGCCGCGCCGGCCGCCAUCCUCCGGGUCACCCUCUAGUUGUCUAACGGUGGCGGUUCCUUUAAGAAGUAGCCCCGCCUCCUGUUCUUGUCCCGGAGCUCAUUGGCCGCUGCGUCUAGCCAGUCGAAAGACGCCGCACUCAGCGUGAAGGACCCCUGAAAGACAAGCUGCCCGAGAGUUGGCAGGGAGCCCCGGCUGGACCCAUUCGGCCACAGCCAGGUUUUCCAGCCGAAGGCGGGAGAAGCGAUGCCCUGGACCAUCUUACUUUUGGCAGCGGGCUCCUUGGCCAUCCCAGCCCCAUCAAUCUUUCUGGUGCCUCCCUACCCAAGCAGCCAAGAGGACCCCAUCCACAUCUCAUGCACAGCCCCAAAGGACUUCCUAGGAGCCAAUUUCACACUGUACCAUGGGGGACAGGUGAUCCAGCUCCUGAAGGCACCUGCAGACCAGCCUGGGGUCACAUUCAAUGUGAGUGGUGGCCGAGGCGGUGGCAGCAGUGAGGCUCCCUGGGGGAACUUCCGCUGCCAGUAUGGCGUGACGGGCGAGCACAGCCAGCCCCAGCUGUCAGACCUGAGCCAGCCUGUACAGGUCUCGUUCCCAGUGCCCACCUGGAUCCUGGUGCUUUCUCUGAGCUUGGCUGGAGUCUUCCUCCUUGUGGGGCUGGUGGCUGUCACCAUGGUUAUAAGGAAAGUUAAAGUAAAAAAUCUACAGAAGCAAAGAGAACGAGAAUCCUGCUGGGCUCAGAUUAAUGUCCCCACCACAGACAUGUCCUUUGAUAACACUCUGUUUGCCGUUUCUAUGAAAAUUACUUCAGAUGAGGACCUGACAGCAACCGUGGAUGUCCACCCGGGCAAUGCCAGUCCCCGAAAGCGACCUACCUCUGUGUCAUCUUCAGCAGAGUUCCCUGAGUUCAGCACUUUCCGGGCCUGCCAAUGAGGCUGAGGAUAGGGACCCCUCCAUCUCUCCUCUCUGGACCUGUCUAGACCUUUUGGAGCUAGAGUUCCGUCAGGCAACUUGGGUGGGAACACCUGCUACUGCUUUCUCAAGGAAUCAAACAGGCAAGGAGAAGACUACUCCUGGUGAGGAGACCUUAUACACAGAGAUGAGAAACACGGUAGAGACAUUGGGUGAAGGCAUUGGCCUGGAGGCUGAACAGAAAGCAGGAAGCCCCUCCAUGGAUUUUCAGCUUGGCAAGACCACCAGAACAUGUUAUGAUCACACUGGAUCACCCAUUUGGCUCUAAGAAGUCCACAAUCUCAGGGCCUACUUUGAUCUGGUCCCCAGCUGCACCUGACGCUUCUGGACCAGGAGAUAUAAUUUUUUUUGAGGUAGGGUCUCGCUUUAGCCCAGGCUGACCUGGUACUUACUAUGUAGUCUCAGGGUGGCCUUGAACUCACAUCGAUCCUCCUACCUCUGCCUCCCAAGUGCUGGGAUUAAAGGUGUGCGCCACCACGCCUGGCUCCAGGAUAGAUUUUUUAGGGCCUAAUUCUACUUUGUAGCUCAAGCUGGUCUCAAACUGUCUCAGCCUUCUCCCCAGUGAUUGGAUUACAGGCAUGCACCAUCA